This is a messenger RNA of Stereum hirsutum FP-91666 SS1, 1677 nucleotides long. RefSeq lists its product as uncharacterized. The record is from RefSeq and is a predicted model, not a curated record. The transcript has a single exon. Bases 1 to 1677 code for a protein of 558 amino acids. Lineage: Eukaryota; Fungi; Basidiomycota; Agaricomycetes; Russulales; Stereaceae.
AUGUUGCCUCAAUAUGCUGCCGCAGCAGCCUCUCCAUCAACUACGCCCUCACCAAUCCACAAAUUACCCGUCGAGAUUCUUACUCGAUGCUUCAUGGAAUUGGCUAAAGAUAACCCUCCUCACGUCACCAAAAAUUUACUCCAUCCAGACGGUAUUCGAAUCGAAGUCCACUACGGUUGGUUAAUCGCGACAUAUGUCUGCCAUCGUUGGAGGUCCGUCGCUCUCAAUGCGGCUUCACUUUGGGCUACUCCGACAUGGGUUCUUGGCGCACGGUGGUCCGAAGAGAUGCUCGCGCGAUCGAAAACCGCUCCGCUGACCAUUCGUUGCGAUGUUUCCGAGUGUCCACCUGCGUGGAAAAGCCGUGAACGUCUCAAUCUCGCUGUUGUCGAUGCCAUUGCAGAUCAUCUUCAUCGCCUAAAAGCCAUAGAUAUUUCUGGGAUUUUACCUGAUGGACUCAGCUUUCCAGUGAUGCAAUCGUUGACCAAGCCGGCGCCUUUGCUUCAGGAGCUGGAUUUCGAGCAAUACUGGAGCGACGAAGGCUUGAUACUUCCCAAAGAUUUUCUCGGGAACAGCUCCUCCUGCAUUCAAAGUUUGCGAUUGGGGGAUGUCGCAAGCGAUUGGACUUCGCCUCUGUUCAGGGAACUCACAGAGGUCGCCAUUACAGCCAGGUUCGACGGCCGAUUGAACUCCUGCGACGGUCUCUACGAAAUGCUCGAGCGUAAUGCCCGACUCGAAUCAUUGACCCUGGGAGAAUACCUCCCUCUGAGCGACAAUCAUGAUUCCUCCACACGUCGGCUUCGUCCUCGGAUUGCUCUUCCAUGUCUGAAAAGGCUGACUGUCGCCGAACAUGCCUACGGUUGUGCUCAGAUCUUGAACGUCAUCGAGUUAUUCGCCGACGCCGUCAUAAACAUAUCGUUGUCCCUAUUCGAAUCGCACACUCACGAGGAAGAUAUUUCGACUAUGUUUUCAGCAUUGUCCGCACAUAUACACCCUUCUUCUCAUCGCACUCUUUUCCUGGAACCCACCGAAGACGUUCUUGGAGGCACGAUGCUCACGCUCGAGCGUCAUACCACAGAGUUUUCCCCGACCAACCUUAACCACCUCGCCAGUAACGAGGCCAGAGAUUGGGUAUCCAUCCACAUACAUCCCGGCUACGAUGGUAUCCCCGACGAGGAUUCAGAUAUAACGGACGUACCGAAUGCGACGCGCAUCAUGAAAGCGGCCCUUGACUACAUGCCGAUCAUCGACGAUGUCGACAUUCUGGUUGUAGCUCCAUUCGAGUCGGAGAAAGUGCCGGAUAUGUGGUGUGGUCUCCAGCCCUUACGCAACGUCAAAUACCUACGCACAUCAUCCCGUGAAAUCAUACGACAUCUUCACCUCACGUUCUUCCUCCCCAUGUCAGAUGACAACGACACCGAGGAUUCUAUGGAGCCGGAUCGUGAUCCAGGCUAUCUCUACCCUGGCCUCAAGCUCCUAGAAUUCUACAAGGUAGACUUCACGAAAGACUACCCAGUAGUCGAGGAAUCGUUGAUCGCAAUGCUGAGGGGGCGCAGAAUGUUGGGGUCACCUUUAAAGUGGCUUCUCUUUACGCGAUGCCGGAUGCCGGAUGGUAUGGUGGGAAGGCUGAAGGCAGCAGAGGAUGGGCUAGAGGUACUGUCGCCAAUGUCUGAUAAUUGA